CCUGCACUGCCCAGAACAGCCCUGCCCAGCGCAGCGCCGCCCUCCCCUGCGCCGCCUAGCGCAGCGCCGCCCUCCCCCGCGCCGCCCAGCGCAGCGCCGCCCUCCCCUGCGCCGCCUAGCGCAGCGCCACCCUCCCCUGCGCCGCCCAGCGCAGCGCCGCCCUCCCCUAAGCCGCCCAGCACAGCGGAUUCGGGGCCCCCGUCAUGCCCUUACACACGCCCUCCUGACCAACCCGCCCCGCCGCGUUUUCCCCCUUUCCCCCCUCGUUUUGCCACCCCCGGACCAGGGCCCCCCACUUCCCUCCACGCUCCCUCCCAUCAUCCUCCCUUCCCCUUCCAUCUGCCCUCCCUUCUGCCAUCCUGUGCCUUCCCCUCUGCUGUCCCCUGCAUUCCCUUGGCCUUCCCUCCUUCCCUCCCUCCUUCCUUUGUGUGUGAAUGUGUGUGCCCCACCAUCCGUGUGCUCAUGCAUUCUCGUACAAAUGUGUGUAUGUAUCAUGGGUCAGUUCGGGACAGCUGGGAAUUGAACCCAGACCCACAAGAACGUGGGUGGCACCUCUGCCCUGUUCCAAUUCCCGCCCCACCCCGCGCCUGCACUGCCCUGAACCGCCCUGCCCAGCGCCGCCCUCCCCUGGGCAAGUAG
Volvox carteri f. nagariensis is the source of this 639-nucleotide messenger RNA. RefSeq lists its product as uncharacterized. The transcript is spliced from 2 exons. The record is from RefSeq and is a predicted model, not a curated record. NCBI's taxonomy places the organism in Eukaryota, Viridiplantae, Chlorophyta, Chlorophyceae, Chlamydomonadales, Volvocaceae. The annotation marks the transcript as partial.